GGGUGUCGAUAUCUGUGUUAGUGGUGUCCUGGUAUCAUUGGCGAGAAAAGCGAUCCGGCGUAGGGCUGGGUGAGCUGAUCAAGAUGGGCUGCUCCGUAGCCGGGCGGUUCUCCACCCCGGCGUCCCUGAACCAACUAAUCGGCCUGGAUGCUGCCUAGCCUCAGCUUCAGCUGCAGCGAGAAAGGCAAAAGUGGCAGGCACCUCCGAACUCUGUACCUCUGCCUCGUACUCUGUCAAUGGCAGGCCAGCAAGGGGCGUCGCGAGACACGGACGAGCUUUGCUGCAUGGGGCUGGUUGGUGGAGAUGGACGUGGUUGGACUCCUUGACUUCCGGCUGGCCUAUGAACAGGCACUUGCUGAAUCAGGAGGGCGGGCGGCCAGAGCAUAUUGCGAGUCAGGAAAGACGCUAGCGGCUGGCACGUGCCGCGAAGCCAACUGGCACUAGACUAGUGGCAGCAUCAAGAAUUGAGUCUCUCGAUACUCUGGAUUU
Messenger RNA from Trichoderma asperellum CBS 433.97, 489 nucleotides. Lineage: Eukaryota; Fungi; Ascomycota; Sordariomycetes; Hypocreales; Hypocreaceae. The record is from RefSeq and is a predicted model, not a curated record.